AUGUGUACAGCCAAAAGGAUCGUGAUCUUAUACGGUAGUCAGACUUAUACAUCUCAAGAAAUUGCUGAGAGAAUCUGGCGCACUACAAAAAUCUUAGGGCUUAAAGGCCCGGUGCAGGCGUUGGAUGACUAUCCAAUCUCGAAGCUUAUCCACGAACAAUAUGCCCUAUUCGUUUGUGCAACAACCGGCGAAGGAGAGGAACCAGACAAUAUGAAGGCGUUUUGGAAGUUCUUGCUGCGAAAAAACCUCCCAUCUAACUCUUUAGUGAAUCUCAAGUUUGGAGUGAUUGGUCUUGGUGAUUCAUCAUAUGAUAAAUUUAAUUUUGUAGCCAAAAAGCUUCAUAAGCGUCUCAUGCAACUAGGGGCGCAGCCCUUACUGGACACUGCUCUCUGUGACUAUCAACAUGACUUAGGACAUGAUGCUGUUUUGAUGUCAUGGCUUGAAGAGUUCUAUGCAAAAUUAAACACACCACUAAAAAUUGACCCAAGUAUUGGAGUGACAAAGUUUGUUCCUCGUUGGAAAACAACAAUAAUUAAAAAUAACAUUACUAUGAUAUCUGAAUAUGGAUUAAAUAAAGAUAUGUACUUUGGUAGUACUAAUACUGAUCACUUUGUCAAUCCCAUAUACUUGGAAAUAGAAAGUAAUACUCGUACAACACAUGAAUCACAUUUUCAAGAUGUAAGAUUACUUUCCUUUAAAACUGUAAAUAAAGAAAAAAUCAAUUAUUGUCCUGGAGAUGUAUUUAAUAUAAGACCACGAAAUAGUAAAGAUGAUAUUGAGGAUCUCUUUGGAAUAUUUGAAACUCAUAAUAUUGAUAUUAAACCGCAUUACAUGUUAAACAUAGAAGAAUAUCAUGAAGGUAAGAGACAAUUUAGUUUUUCAUUAAAAUUACAAUCUAUGAAUUAUAAAUUAUAA
Messenger RNA from Pieris macdunnoughi, 915 nucleotides. NCBI's taxonomy places the organism in Eukaryota, Metazoa, Arthropoda, Insecta, Lepidoptera, Pieridae. The record is from the annotation of a GenBank genome assembly.